Hydractinia symbiolongicarpus is the source of this 2191-nucleotide messenger RNA. RefSeq names its product protein FAM221A-like. The coding region runs from base 132 to 1145 and encodes 337 amino acids. The transcript has 6 exons. The record is from RefSeq and is a predicted model, not a curated record. Lineage: Eukaryota; Metazoa; Cnidaria; Hydrozoa; Anthoathecata; Hydractiniidae.
ACAUAACGAGAUAAGCGAGACUACUGUAAACAAAUAAAAAGGUAGAAAAGAAUGUCCCAAUGGAUUAUGGAGGCGCUCUAUAGCUGCUCUAAUAUUUCCAUUUGACACCAUUCAUAGCUACAGAUCUUGCCAUGGCUUUUAGCGACAAUGCACUACGUUUUAAGAUAGAUUCAAAUGCAGCUAAGUGUAUUGAUGAUUACUUCGAAUAUACCAGAAUUGUAGGAGAUGAUGAUGGGGGGACUUUGUUUACACCAAAACAAUACAAUGAAUACAAGGAAAAGGUGUUGUCUGCCAGAAUCAAUAAUCGCUUAUUUGUGUCUUGGGCUUCAGUUGCAAAAGGAAUAGAGUGCAAAAUAGUUGGUCCAGAGACUAAAUGCUUUUGCACUCACCGGUACAAACAACAUAAAACGGAUUUUGAUGUUCUUCCAACUCCAAUCAAAUUACCAUGCAAUGCACCUGAUUGCAACUGCAAAAGCUAUUCAUAUGUGCCUUUAAAUGGAACUCAGCCAAUACGUUGUACCUGCAAGCACUUCGCUGAUGAACAUUCAUUUGUAGGUGCGAAGAAGUGUAAAAAGCCUGGCUGUACUUGUAAAAAGUUUCACAGCGCGUUUACUUGUGGGUGUGGUGAACCAACAUACAACCAUCAGAUGAUAGUGGAAACGAAGGCAGAACGUGUUACUAGAGGAAAACCUGUCGGACAUGAUGUUCUGUACAAAGCUAUGGGUGGGAUAACUGGCUUUAGUUCUCUUGCAGAUGGUUAUCUAAGAUUGGACGACAGUGGUGUUGGUGCACCAAGCAAAGAAUUUUUUGAACAGCCUGCAGGGCCGUUUGAUCACCCUUUCUUAAAAAUUCACAGUAAUAUGCAAGAGUUGGGAUUGGAUGACAAAAACAAUAACGAUGCUUCUUUACAGAUGACUCAAGAGGAAAAAGAUAUGGCUUAUUUUGAGAAAAGAUAUCAACAACGGCUGAAACAAGAACGUCUUCAAGCGCGUGCAAAAACCAACCCAAAAGCUUUACCAUCAAAACAAACACUUUAUGGAUCCUCUGGAACAAACGCAAUGUCUACCAUGUCGAAUCCUCAAUCACGUGGUAAAAAGCACGUGACACAAGAGCUGCUAUCCAAACAGAAUAGGCAAAAGAGAUAAUACAACAUGAAAAGAUAAUUCUAUGGUUUUUUGAGAACUCGACGUCUCGGAAGUACAAAUGUCAAUUUUCCAUUUCUAGAUCCCAACUAAUCCUUACAAUGACGAACUUUGGUGUGCUUGAGUACUAAUAUGUGAUUCUACUGGAAAUUAAAAUAUGAAAAAGAAUUGCAGAAAAUAUUAAAAAGGAGUGAUCAAGAAAUCUACACUCACCAACUUUAAUAGACUGUGUUUUUGUACAUGAAACUUAGACAGUUGGCUUAGGCUGAAUGUUCUUUAAUUUUGUUGCCAAUUUCUUAAGUCGUAUAAGAUUCAACCUUUAUUUAAUGCUCAAAAAUACCUUGUCCACAAUACUUCAUUCAGUUUACUGCCUUAAAAGAAUUAGUUUCCGUGGGUAUUGUUAUUUUUUUCUUUUCGAAAAACUAUUUACAUUAUUUUUUCUUCUGAUUUACCUAGAAUAACAUAUACUAUAUAUAUGAAUUUCAAUUUCAGCAGUUUUUAUUUUAUACUUCUACAUAACACCUAAAACGGUAAAAAAUGGGAAGAAUAUUAUUUUAAUAAAACAAGUAUAUUAAUAAAUACUGCAGUCCUGGGACCAAAAUUGGUGAGCAGGCCAAAGAUAACGUCAACAAAAGAUUUUAAAUAAAUUUUCUUUUGCAUUGUUUUUCUCUCUAAAUGGAUUUUUCAACGGGUUUUGUGGCCAGAAAUCUCUCACUGUUCACUUUUUGUAAAUAUUCUAAUCACAAUAAAAACGUAUAGGAAUGUCAGUGAGGUGGAAUCCGAUGCUCCGAAGGAAAUAUUUUCGUGAAUGUAAUAUGAUUCAAAAAUGGCGUUUAAAAUAUUGUCAAACAAGUGGUUUGUGCGCCAAGAUGUAGUUGCAUUUUUAUCUAUAUUCUUUUUAGCUAUAUAUAUCUUAUUUUGCUUGCUUGAUAAAAGUGUGUUUCGUUUUUUAUUUAUUAAUUUAUUAUUUAUUUGUUAACAUGCUUGCUUACGAAGAUUGUACUAUUGAACUGAUCUGACGUAAAAAUAUAUAAAUUAAGCCCUGUUAA